Mytilus trossulus (common blue mussel) is the source of this 5256-nucleotide messenger RNA. RefSeq names its product BICD family-like cargo adapter 2. The record is from RefSeq and is a predicted model, not a curated record. Bases 349 to 2346 code for a protein of 665 amino acids. The transcript is spliced from 12 exons. NCBI's taxonomy places the organism in Eukaryota, Metazoa, Mollusca, Bivalvia, Mytilida, Mytilidae.
UAAAAAAUUAAUGAAUGGAAAAGUUACUAUAAUUUAACACCAAAAAUAAAUGGAAAAUUAUCUUGCAUGGCUACUCAUUCUCUAAAUAAUAGCAUAUGAGCUUCUUUUGACAGUAAGAGGAUUUUAUGCAAAUAGAUGUAUACAUAUAUCUCGAUCUUGGUAUUUAAAGGGACAAUUAGAAACUCAGUCAAGUUUACGCAGGUCUGGGAGCAUAUGUACAUUCCUAGAAAAGAAACGAUUAGUUUUAUUUUGAAAUAUAGAUAUAUAUACGAAUCUCUAUAAUGUAAUGGAAACUGCACCACACAGCAAAGAGGAUAUAUAGAUGACGGCUUGUAGAUUUCAACAACCAUGUGUGCUUGUCAUUUUGAGGACGACCCGUCCCCGUCCCAAUUCCGAUUAGAUAUAGAUAAUUAUUACCAGUUAGCUGAAGCUAUGGGGGACAGGAGACAUUCGGAGGAUGAUGAAAUCCCCAUACAGGUGGUAGCAGGUGAGGAGGACGAUGUUUAUGGGCAACUUGCACAAAAAGAAAGGGAUUUAGUUUUGGCUGCUGAAUUAGGAAAAGCUUUAUUGGAGAGAAAUGAUGAACUAGAAAGAAGGAAUGAACAAAUAGCUGAUGAAUUUGCUCAUAAGAUAGAGGAACUUCAACAGGAAAAAUAUGAACUUCAUUUGAAACUUGAAAAGACGGAGGUAGUAUAUGAAAAUACGAUAAAGGAAUUACAAUAUGACAUUUCACAAUUACGACAAGAACUUCAGACGCAGCAACAUUACAGUGACAAUGGAGAUAAAGCUGCCACAGAGAAAAUAAGAGAGCUUACUGUGCAAAAUGAACGAUUAAAGGAGGAAAUACGUCAGUCUUCAGUUCAUGAAGAAGGGCUUGUGGUUGAAAUGCAGGGUUUACGUGAACAAAUGUUGUGUCGGAAAUCGUCCAUGCAUUUUCAUGUUAGUCAGUUGGAGAUCCUUCAGGAAGAGAUUAACUUGCUGAGUAAAAGAAAAUGUGAGCUUGAGAAAAGAAUUGCCUUGAUAACAGAGGAAAGAGAUGGGUUAGCAUCAAGUCAUGAAGAAGGUCAGGAGAGAAUACUAAUGCUAGAGAGAACAAAGAGAGAAACUGAACAGAAGGUACAAAAUAGAGAAAGAGACAUCAUUGAGCUCCAGGAAACAAAUUUACAGCUCCAGGCUCAGAUUCAUCACCUUGCAUCAAGGUCAUCUACUCACUCCUCCCCCAUUAGUGGUCACAACCAAUCACAAACCUUGUUUAAUGAACUGUCACAACUAUCACCUAGCAACCAUGAAUCCCAACCCUUGAUGAAUGAACUUAUGUCGCCUUCAACACCACCUCCAGAUUUUACAUCUCAGUAUUCAUCAGAUUAUCCCAUGUCAUUAGCUGAGAUGAUGGAAGAAGAUGAAUUUGAGUGUGAUGACGAGGAUGUUUCCAAUGUUCAUAGAUCACAUGACCUGCUGACAGAAUUUACCGAGCCUCAAGCUUUAACAGACUCACAGUUUUUAUCUGAUUUUCAAGAUGCUUCCCAAGAUUACUGCACUGAUUAUGAGCUGAAAGAAGAAUUAGUGAAUGUGUAUUCCCAUUUGAAACAGCUAUGUAAAGAUUGUGGGAAACCAGUAGACAAGUACCCAGGUUGUUAUAAAGUGGGAUUCUUAUCUCCAUUGUUACAAGAUCUCAGAGAAGUCAUGCAGAACAUGGUCUCACAUAAAUCUCAUUUUGCAUGUAUUGAAGUCCAAACAAAUUUAUCAGAUGAUGAGGAAACCAUGGUAACAUUACAUAAACAAAUUGGUGAACUUAGACAUGAACUUGGUGAGGCUCAAAAUGACCUUGACAGGGUUAAAACAGAGUUGUCUGAACGUGAUUCCAAAUUGAAGACGAAAACCGAAGAGUUGAGUCAUUUGACCAACAAGGUAAAGAUUUCCAUUCUUGAGUUGACGUUACAACAUGAGGAACUGUCCCGAUUACAAGCAGAACGAGACAGACUUCAGGAUAGUACGAGGAGUCUUAGUCCUGAUGACCUCUUACAGGAAGCCAGAGAGGAUAGAGAUAUGGCUUUAGAAAAGCAGAAUAAAAUGGAAGUGGAGUUAGCCAAGUCAAAAAUGGACAUUUUAUCAAUGAAUGAGCAACUAAUGGAGGCCAUCCAACAAAAAGUAGCUUUGUCACAAGAACUUGAUCAAUGGCAGGUCUUCUAUUUACAGGUUGACAUGCAGGAUUUAUUAGAUUUCCAGUUCAAAGAAAGAAUAAAGGAACAAUCUGUGAAAGAACAAGUUUUAGAACAGUUGAAAAAACACAUUUCAUUAAGAAAAUCAAAGUCUACAUCAUUUCUUUCACGGACAAAACCGUCAUAGCAUCAAUGACAUUUAAAAGAAUAAAAACUUUGUGAUUGGCUAUCAACGUUCAAAACAAUGGAAAUUCAACCAAUCAUGUGAAGUUAUUUUUAUAUUAGGAUAUAAACAAUGAAAUAACCCACAGUUCUUGAAAUUCUGAAACAGGGAAUUAUGAAAAAAAAAUGAAAAAUUUGAAGAGGGGAUCAAAAUAUUUAUAGAAUAAUUGAAAAAUUAGGAAUUUCAUUGACUAUUUAUGAUAUCCAGUUUCUCCUGAAUUUAGGAAAAAUAGGGCACAUCAAGCAUGAAAACUUCUUUUGAUGAAACAUAUAGGGCAUAUCCAUUUUAUCCAUCCUGUUUCCUAAAAGACUUUUCCCCUGCUUACCUCUUUUCCAUAGUCGAGGAAACAGAAUAGUCAGAAUUUUAAGAAAAAAUUAACAGUUGGGACAUUUCUACAACUACUGGUACCUUUGCCAAAAGUUGAAUUUUACUAGUCUAGGAGUCCUGUAUUCUAGUCAUAAACAUUAUCAAUGUUUGAAACCAAGCUCAAUGUCCUUCUUUGUCAGAUGGCUCUGCUUUACACUGGAAGAUAGUAUUGUUCCUCAUAGACCACAGUUACUAUGGUAACUGAGGAAAGUUGAUCGAAGUUCAGGGAUGAACUUAAAAAAAUUCAAGAUGUCUAACAUUAGUAUGGUAAAAAGCUCAAGCCUCAGGUUCGAAAGUAGAAAAAGAUAUUUCAUUUUGUUAUCUCAUAAGUUGUCACCCAUUAUUUGAAUUGUUAGACAAUUAUUCCCCUUUGUGAAUGUUCUAGAAAAGGGUGAAAAAUGUCCAAGAUUACAUCAUAUCUAAGCAAAAGUAAAAACAUAAUUUUGUAAAAUAAAAAAAAUAAGUCUCAAAUCUCAGUGUCAACAAAAAAAGGCAUGAAGAUAAAGAGAGAAAAAAAUGUCUUCUAAAGAUAAGAAAAUAACUAAGGGAGGUUACUCUUUACCAAUUUUGAAUUAUGAAAUAAAGGAAUCAGAAUUGAAGAAAAAUAUUGUCUUUCAUAAUGCAUAAUCAGAUAGAAAUUAAUGAAUGUAAAUAAUAGGAAGAUUGAUAAUACCUUGUUAUGACGCCAAAACAGAUACCAGUGUGAAUCUCCGCUUUCCUGUUGUAAGGGGAGAUAAUUAAUAUAUAUUAUACUGCUUUGAGAAUUACUCGGGUAUUCAUGUAAAAUGUGCAAUGUUUGUAAUAUUGACAAAAUCAUGUAAAGUUUUUAAGUUGUAUUUUACUCAUUCCUAAAAUAUUGAUAUUUGAUUCAAGUAUGGUGAAUUUGAGACUUAAUUUGUCCAUAUUAUGAUAAAGUAGAAUAGAAUUUGAAAAAAUUUAGAGUAGUUCUAGAAAAAUAAAAAAAAAGGUUCAAAUUUAAAAAAAAAAUCACUCUGAUUGAAAAAUUGUAAGAAAAAGUGAUGAGAAUGAAUCAUACUUAAAAUGGCUUUACAUUGUUUUAUUAAUAGCUUUAUACAUGAGUAUAAAUCAUGUUUUUUAAUGGUGCUUAGAGCAAUUAUCUUGCUUACUAUGUAUAUUCCUGUUCUAUUUAUUUUUUCCUCUUGUUGACAUAAUAAUGUUAUUGACAGAGAUUGGAUGAAGAUAUGGCUUGUAUCGUGUAUUUCUGUGUUUACAAAAUUUUGCGUUAUGAUUUUUAAAAGAGCUUCCGUACGGUUUCUGUUUAUGUCACAAUGUCAGUUUUAGAAAUUGCCUUAUAGACAUGUCACCGUGUUACUUUUAAGAAAACUUUUUAAACUGAUCUGCAUUUCAGUUUCAAAUACAUGUAGUUUUAUAAAAGGUCUCAAUGUCGUUAUAUAAGAUACCAGGUUGCAGAGUUGCCAGCCAAACCUCUAAGAUCCUAGGAAGAAUGGACCAUUUUGGGGCCACAGUUAUCAUUGAGUUUGAUACCCUAGCCAAACAUUACUGUCUGCUGCUCCUUACAAGUUACAAAUGUAAAAUGAAAUGAAUGAUAAAAUGAAAAUAUAAAUGUGAAAAAAAUAGAGAUACUGGGAAGAAAAAAUUAAUGAAUACAUACAUACAGACAUGCUUCAUUGAAAUAAAGUUAUUAUGGCUUAUGGUAGAUCCUCAAUCCUCCAUUUCCUCAUAAUAUAGAAAAUAAAGAAAAAUGAAGAAGAAAAAAAUAAUAUGAAAAAACAAACAAAAAAAAAACAGAAAAAAGAGAGAAAUAAAAUAGGAUGAGAAUUAAAAUAGUGAGUUGCAAAACAGAAAAAUAUAAUGCAAGAUAUCUUCAUCCAAACUUUGUCAUAGCUGUAUUUGUGGUUACACAAGUUUUGUUACAUAGGAACAGACAAAUGUACAUUGUAAUGGAUUAUGUCCUGUUGGGUUAUUAGUUGUAUCCUUCACAAUUUAAAUCUUUUUUUCAAAUUCUUAAAAAAAUCAGGAAAUUACAACUUAUUUUUUGGUAAUGAAGAUAACAAUAUCCAUAGCUAAAGAAGUAGCUCAUAUUUGAUACUUUAGAGAUAAAAAUAUUACAUUAAUGGAAUUGAGAGUAAAUGGAAAUGGGGAAUAGGUCAAAGAGACAGCAACCCGACCAAAAAGCAGAUAAAAGCCAAAGGCCAUCCAGGGGGCUUCAGUGCAGCAAGAAAAACCUCACCCAGGGGUGGGGCUCAGCUGGCCCCUAAAUAAAAAUGAGUACUAGUUCAGUGAAAAUGGAUGUUAUACUAAACUCCAAAACAUAUAAAUGAACUUAAUCUAAACAUUUUAAGGUUCAUCUUUUAUUUAAAAUAAUUACGUAAUUUUGUAGUUACAACAUUGAUAGCCUUUCUCCAGGACUAUUCUUACAGUAGUACAUUUGUGUUGUUCCAAUAAUGUUGCUAAUGCUUGUUAUUUAUUUGUGGUUCAAAAUGUGAUAUAAACAAUUUGUGAAUCUGCAAUAAAAAUAAAUAUGUA